Messenger RNA from Podospora pseudopauciseta, 396 nucleotides. RefSeq lists its product as uncharacterized. The transcript has a single exon. NCBI's taxonomy places the organism in Eukaryota, Fungi, Ascomycota, Sordariomycetes, Sordariales, Podosporaceae. The record is from RefSeq and is a predicted model, not a curated record. The coding region runs from base 1 to 396 and encodes 131 amino acids.
AUGCAGGCCAUGCCUUUCCGGCAGUCAACGGAUCGGGAUAACUGGUCUACCAACUUGCGGGAGAAGCUCAUGAAAUUCGCCAGCGAGUGUGGCUGGAGCCACCCUAAUUUCCGGUCUGUGAACGAGGAGGACAUUUUUCAAGAAUGGCGUGAGCGCCAAAACGGGAGGAAUAGGGACGACGAGGUCCAGGUUAACUUCUCAACGGGUCCUGAUGCAAUUUUCGAGACCAUGGAUGAUGAGUACAUAGAAUUGGCCAGAGUGGCUAUGUCUCGUUACUUUAGGAAUGAAGUGCCUCGUGUUGAACGUGAGGACACUGACUCUGGCUCCGAUGCUUUAGACUCCGAUUCUCCUGGCUCUUCCGGCUUCGAGUUCUCAGACUCUGACUGGUGGUCGUAG